Molecule: messenger RNA, 1137 nt
Organism: Orbilia oligospora ATCC 24927
Lineage: Eukaryota; Fungi; Ascomycota; Orbiliomycetes; Orbiliales; Orbiliaceae
Exons: 4
Coding region: 1-1137 (378 amino acids)
Biological process (GO): pantothenate biosynthetic process
Cellular component (GO): mitochondrion
Molecular function (GO): magnesium ion binding; 3-methyl-2-oxobutanoate hydroxymethyltransferase activity
Source: RefSeq, a predicted model, not a curated record
AUGGCGUCCCUUGCAGCAGCGCUUCGUCGCACAGCAUGCCCGCCCACCAACCGCCACCUUUUCCACAGAGCAGCUCUGCUAGCCCCAUCACAUGUCUUCCCCUCCAUCCCCUCCGUUAGCCACACCCUCAUCGCUCACCAGCCACAUGCGUCCUCUUCUGGGAAGGUUUCAGAAUUCCACACAACAACGCAUAAUGCGUCGUCGCAUGCUCCCAUGUCGUUUUCGGACUUGUCUACCCGGAAGAAGGUUACCAUAAAUACUAUACGUAAGAUGUAUGAGAAGGGGGAGAAAAUAACUAUGCUUACUGCACAUGAUUUUCCGAGCGGGUUAUUGGCAGAUCAGGCAGGGAUUGAUGUUGUACUCGUGGGGGACAGUUUGGCAAUGGUGGGGUUGGGGAUGGAGGAUACCAACCAAAUAACCUUAGACGAUAUGGUGCACCACUCUCGAGCAGUAGCUCGUGGUGUUCGCUCGGCUUUCUUGGUUACCGAUCUUCCCAUGGGCUCUUAUGAGCUCUCGCCCCAGCAGGCUCUCCAAUCUGCUAUCGCCCUCGUUCAGCGCGGUCGAGCCACUAGUGUCAAGAUAGAAGGUGGAAAAGAAGUCGCUCCAACAAUUAAAAAUAUAACCACGAUGGGAAUACCGGUCCUGGGGCAUAUUGGGCUUACCCCCCAACGGCAGGGUAGUCUAGGUGGCUUUGUGGUGCAAUCUAAAACAGCAGCUUCGGCUUCUAAGCUCUUAAGUGACGCUUUAGCUGUGCAAGAUGCCGGUGCGUGGGGUAUGGUGCUUGAAGCCGUCCCCGCUGAUAUGGCGAGGCUGGUUACUGAGGCUUUAGAUAUUCCCACGAUUGGGAUUGGGGCCGGUGAAGGAACGAGUGGGCAGGUUUUGGUGCAGAUUGAUAUGCUAGGUAACUUCCCGUCCGGACGAUUUCUUCCUAAGUUCGUCAAGAAAUAUACGGACGUGUUUGAAGUUAGUAGGAAGGCUAUCGGGGAGUAUCGAGAUGAGGUUAAGGCGGGCACAUACCCUGCUCAGGAGCAUACGUACCCAGUAAAGGAACAAGAAGUUGCGGAGUUCAAGCAAAUUAUCGAAAAACGGCAAGCUGAAAUUGCGGCGAGCAAAGUGAAGAGACGUAAUUUGGACUAG